CCGACAUAGAAGAGUGAACUACUUACUAUAUGUACCUAAUACUGUGCCUAUGCUGUGCUAGCGAAUCCCAUUAAAAUGCCUUUUUAGGCUGACGCUCGACGCUCACUUAGCGUCAAAUGACACGUCAUUAAAUUUGAUGCUAUAUUGUUAAAAAGACAUGAAAAGAGACCUGUAAUUUAUUGGAGACAGGAGACAGACACAUUUUGAAAGAAAAUAUCAAUAGUUUUGUGUUUUGUGUAUAGUUAUGUUGUGAUUAAAUUAAAGGAGAUUGAAAGGACAUUAAAAAUGGAAGACUUUGUGCCAACGCGUGUGUCCCAAAUCAAGAAGAAUGCGACAAGUGACUACAUCUCUGUGAAUUAUGAAGCUCCAAAGAGAAAAUUAAAACCUGCAGAUGGUUUGCGCAAUAAUGAGGAACAGGAUUCCAAAAAAAAACAAAUGCCUGCUGAAUUGAAGGAACAACAAGAAAAAGAGAUGAAGAGGCUACGUUAUGAUGUUAUUAAGUUCGGUAUGUCUGGUUUUGAGAAACCAAAAGCAAAAAGAGCAAAAGUUGAGCUUGCCAUCAGUUUAGGAGCGAUGCCUCCUAAGAAUAGAAGGAUGAAUUAUAAAACAUUAAAGAAGAGUCGAAUGAUAGAGAAGCAAAAAAAGAAGAAAGAGGAGAAACAUAUAUCUGGAUUUACUAGUAGUUUGCUCAAAUCUAAAUCCAAGAAAGUACACAAGAAAGAUAGUGAUAUUUUAGGAGUUUAUGGAAAGGUACCAAAGGGUGCCUUGGCCAAACAGAAGGGCUGAAUUUAUUGGUAAAUAUUUGAAAUCUCCUCUGAAAAUUUAUCAAAAUUACUAGAAUAAAGAAAUAACUUAUUCAAGCUUAAAAAUAAAGUUUUGUAAAAAAAAAUUAUAAUUUGAAAAAUAAAAACUGACUAUAUUUGUAAUUAUUGAAA
This is a messenger RNA of Cataglyphis hispanica, 935 nucleotides long. RefSeq lists its product as uncharacterized. The coding region runs from base 286 to 786 and encodes 166 amino acids. The record is from RefSeq and is a predicted model, not a curated record. Lineage: Eukaryota; Metazoa; Arthropoda; Insecta; Hymenoptera; Formicidae. The transcript has 2 exons.